Sycon ciliatum is the source of this 2248-nucleotide messenger RNA. Its product is annotated as mitochondrial proton/calcium exchanger protein-like. Gene Ontology annotation, cellular component: mitochondrial inner membrane. The transcript is spliced from 10 exons. Lineage: Eukaryota; Metazoa; Porifera; Calcarea; Leucosolenida; Sycettidae. Gene Ontology annotation, biological process: intracellular monoatomic cation homeostasis. Gene Ontology annotation, molecular function: ribosome binding. The record is from RefSeq and is a predicted model, not a curated record. The coding region runs from base 221 to 1402 and encodes 393 amino acids.
UGACGAAAAUGAUGAUACAACUCAGUCAGAGUCAGUACAGCACAGAGCAGCCAGAGAAAAAAUCAAACAGCGAAGUGAUUCCAACUACUUGAAAGUUCUUGAUCUUCGUUUCCACUUUCAUGUGGAUCGCUGAUUUUGUGCGAAGAAUGAAAGUUGAAUAAAGAAGUCAGUCUUGGAAACUGGGGAUCAAGAGUGAGGCCAAUGUUAUUUGGUGGAGAUUAUGCUUUCCCGAAGUUUUCGUGCUGUGGGAUGCUCCAUGGUCCCGUUGCGAAGAUGCCUGUACAGCUAUAGGAACGAGGCGUUUCGUGUCCAGGCUGCACCGCUGUGGAGAACACAGUACAGGGCUUGUCACGAAAAAUCCCAGGAGCAAAUAGACAAGGAGCAGAUUGACAAGUCGAAAAAGGUCAUUGGCAAGUCCAAGGAGGAGAUUAUCAGCAAGGCUUCAGAGAUCAGGAAGGAGGCAGAUAGUCUUAUCAUUAAGAAACCCUCGCUCACUACACGCUUCGUCAAGGAGGUCAAGCACUACUAUCAUGGCUUCAGGCUGCUGUUUAUCGAUGCACGCCUGGCCUAUGGUCUCCUGCGGAAAAGUUCAAGAGGCGAAGGGUUGACACGAAGAGAGAGAAAGCAGCUCAAUCGCACAACAGCUGAUGUCUUCCGUGUGAUACCUUUCUCCGUGUUCAUUAUUGUCCCUUUCAUGGAGUUUUUGUUACCGUUCGUUGUCUACUUCUUCCCAAAUUUACUUCCUUCAACGUUUGAAGACAAGGAUACAAAGAGGAAGAAGCUCAAAACGCAGUUGAAUGUAAAGUUGUCGAUGGCUGGUUUCUUGCAAGAUACUUUGGAGGAGAUGGCUGAUGGUGCGGAAGGCGACAAGAGAAACCAAAUCAAGGAGUUUUCUGACUUUAUCCGCAAGGUCAGGACAACGGGCAUGCCAGUUUCGAACGCCGACAUUAUUCGCUAUUCCAAACUCUUUGAGGAUGAUUUGACGCUGGACAGCUUGACGCACAAGGAGCUGCAGCCACUGUGCAGAAUGCUGAUGCUGCCAGCUUUUGGCCCUGACCGCAUUCUCAGAAUGAACUUGAGGAUGAAGCUCCAAUCAUUAGAGUAUGAUGAUAAGCUAAUUAGAAAGGAAGGAAUUGACUCCCUGUCCAUCAAGGAGCUGCAGCAGGCCUGCCAAGCUCGUGGUAUGAGGGCAAUUGGACUCCCAGAAGAUAGAAUUAAAGAGCAGCUUGAGCAGUGGCUGGAAAUGCAUCUUGACCAACAAUUGCCCACAUCACUCCUGCUUCUCUCAAGAUUAUUUUACCUGCCCGAGAAUCUUCCUCCGGAGGAAGUCUUGAAGCGCACCAUCUCCAAGUUGCCUGAAGCAACGGUGGAAGGUGUCCAAAUUCAGAACCAGGAGAACUGAUCUUUGCCGUUGUGCUGGUGCUAUUCUUUCGACUGAUCAGACCACAUUCCAGGUUGAUGUGUAUCGCUAUGGCCUGCGUCAGUACCGCGUCUGCUGUUUUACUACUGCUGCUGCUGCUUCUUCUUCUUGCUCAGUGUGCUACUGUAAUGCGGUCACCGGUCAGUCAUUUGUAUCUUUCAUCGUUGUAUAUUUUUGAAGAAAAAUCGGAAGUAGAGCCAUUGCUGUACAUAGAUAUAAUUUGCUUUGUUCUGCUGCACUGCGUUCUCGUCUUUGUCUCAUGUUCAUUCUUCAUGUUUAGGAGCUGAUUUGUACAGUAUUAUGCUUUCCCCCCCCCCCCCCCCCCGUACUUUUGCCGCUUCAGCACACCAUGUCUGUUCGUAGCUAACCGCCAUUUUGUUUGUCUUGUAAACGUCUGAUCUCAUUACUGUCCAUUGUGUAUUUGUAGCUGCCGCUACACAUCGCACCUGCAUCUUUAGCACAUGAACUGCUAGCCGGUCACCGAUUUCCACCACUACCGGGCUGCUGCAGUGCGUAUUGUAUGCUUGUCCUAGAUUCAGGUAAAACUAAUUACUUAGCAUUACCGCUAUCAGCUCUUGUUGAUGCUGUAAGCUGUCGGGUCCGUGCUCUUUCUGCAUAUGCUUGAUUCAUUGAUAUUUUUACAGGAUCUACUGACCUCAUUGUGUAGCCAGCAAUGCAUUGGCAAUGUGGAUCGGCAGCCUCUUUUCCUGCAUUUCUCAUUGGCUAAAGGCGCAGGUCCGCUGCCCUCUGCUCCUCACUGAAUCCUCGCCCUCCUCCUCCGCAUCAACAAUAAUACUCUGAACUCUCGCCAGUCCGGCAUGCAAUUUC